UCGAGCGCCGAACACGAGCAUGAGCAGCUGCAACGUUUACAGUAGUUGAUCCUCUCGCAUCUUUUGUACGCGCAAUCAAGGUAAGUUUCGACGGCUUUCCCUGCUUCGCCUCUUCCCCUUAUGCCGUUCUCCAUUGAGUUGGCUUGCAUAAAUCGCAUGGCGGCCGUGGUCAACAUCCAGUACCUACGGUCUGGCUUGUCUUGACCGAUUCAAGUUCAUGCGGGUUGUUGCGGAGCACACACAUUGACGAAACCGAUCGAACAUGGCGAAGGCUAAUGUGACUGGCGAAAGCCUUCCGCUAGAUACUGAAUCAUUGACUCACUGGAUGGCUUCCUCCGAAGUGGACCAGAAAGCCUUGGGCAAUUUCGCGGCCACAACAAGCCUGGAAAAUCCAUUUCUGUCCGCAAUGCUCUACAAGCUACUGGGCCUGUCCGUCAUGCUUUCCAAGAAACUGCUUCGUGCACGGCGCUUGCGCCGUCUUGAUCCAACCCGUGAAACGAAAUCACUUCAGCUCUACUAUCACAUCAUAUGGCUUGCUCGUGAAGGUCUCCUCAUUCUAGAGGAAUUCGUUCUUACCCGUGUACAAAUUUAUGUGGAGCUAAAUAUUCUCGCGUACAAGUUGAGAGCCUCUUUUUACCACAUUUUUGUGUUAUUUCAUAACCAGCCUGCUAUUCAUGCACGGGGUAUCGACAAUCUGCCGAACAAUGCACCGCCUGCCGACAGCACUACAAACGCAGGUCUGCCGCAGAGGUUACCGGAAUUCAGGUACUCGUUCCAGCCGAAACCCGAGAUCAUAUCAAUUCCCGAUCAUUUGGUCGCAGCUGCGGACGGUGCGCCGCGGCGUAAGGUUACGCAGGCUCCGCCAGGCCUUGCACCGAUUCAGCCGCCGAAAACGAUGUCUGCUUUUCUCCUCCCAGCCCUUGAUUACACUAGAACGGCUACGCAAUGCUUCGAUUAUGCCGUACUGUUGGCGGAGCGUUUUCUUCCGGGGUCGCAUCCUCUUCGUCUCUCAAUCAAGCUCGAGUAUGCCGCAUAUCUCUAUGAUUGCCUCCAUGAUCCACUUGCCUGUCGACGGAUAGCAAAGAAGGCAAUCGCAGAUGUAUACAACGCGAAGGAGGGCAUGGACGACGAGAGCUUUGAAGAUGCCGCGGAGAUCGUCGGUAUAUUGGGCAAGAUGGUCAAACGCGUAAGGAAAGCCAGCACAGCAGGCAGUACCACUGUCGCUGAGACGCCCAGGGAUGAACAGUCACGAAGCGACGGAUCUCGAACCCCGUCGUCUCGAACAACAGCCCACUCUCGACCAGCCUAUUCCGUGAAGCCGACAAGUGCUGAAUCUCUACCGCCUGCCGUGCCUGAUCCCACUAUCAUCAAUCCUAUUUGAUCUCGAUCCGCAAAGUGUACGCUAUCAGUUAUUGAUGUAUA
This is a messenger RNA of Aspergillus saccharolyticus JOP 1030-1, 1422 nucleotides long. It is a transcript of the gene erg27, whose product is annotated as protein erg27. The coding region runs from base 263 to 1381 and encodes 372 amino acids. The record is from RefSeq and is a predicted model, not a curated record. Gene Ontology annotation, cellular component: cytoplasm. NCBI's taxonomy places the organism in Eukaryota, Fungi, Ascomycota, Eurotiomycetes, Eurotiales, Aspergillaceae. Gene Ontology annotation, biological process: signal transduction. The transcript has a single exon.